CUUUGUUGCCGGUUUGCCGGUUGUUUACUUUCCCUUCUUUCUACACGCUCCUCUCCAAAAAUCUUUUGCCUCCAUGACACUUGCCAAUUUCAUUCGUACAGUGGCCGGUUCCAUCAAACACUUCCCAAAUCCCGCAUCCAGCAGUAAUCACCGCCUAGCUACUUUAACCGCUAGAAGGACAGCCACAUCCGCUGCAACCAUGGCAAACUGUGUACGCGAAAUCGAAGGUGACCUCUUUAGCGCUCCCAAGGACCAUUCGCUGGCACACUGCGUAGCCGCUGAUCUAAAGAUGGGCGCGGGCAUUGCGGUCCGGUUCAAGCAGCUGUACGGCAAGGUGGACGAGCUUAAGACACAAAACGUUGGUGUCGGUGGAGUGGCCAUGUUGGCCGACGGUCCACAGCGAUACGUCUAUUAUCUCAUUACGAAGAAAACGUACAAUCUGAAACCUACGUACGAUGAUCUGACCAAAUCUUUGCAGGCCAUGAGAGAGCAUAUGGCGAACAAUGGCGUGGAAAAGUUGGCCAUUCCACGCAUUGGCUGCGGUAUUGAUGGACUCGAGUGGAACAAGGUGAAAGAAAUCCUGAACCACGUAUUCGGCGAGAGCGGUUCGUACGAAAUCGUCGUCUAUAACUUUGUCCCGAAGUGACCGCUUUCCGAAAUGCUCCUCACCGAAUGUUCCUUACGCGUGAAGAAAACUCAAGCAAAUUAGUAAUAAAACGA
This is a messenger RNA of Anopheles moucheti, 720 nucleotides long. Its product is annotated as ADP-ribose glycohydrolase OARD1-like. The record is from RefSeq and is a predicted model, not a curated record. NCBI's taxonomy places the organism in Eukaryota, Metazoa, Arthropoda, Insecta, Diptera, Culicidae. The transcript has a single exon. Gene Ontology annotation, biological process: peptidyl-glutamate ADP-deribosylation. The coding region runs from base 74 to 646 and encodes 190 amino acids.